AGUUUGGGAACGAAAGCAGGAAUCAUGAGAACGAAACCAUUCCUGCUGAUACUGACGUGCGUGCUUAUGACCACCUUUCUACUGAUCCUGUUCGGUUCCGCCGGUCAGCAGAAUGAUUCGUUGAAAAACAUCGUCACCCAGACGCAUCAGCAGUUUCGUAACUUUAAGAAAAAUCUCCGUGAAUCCAACUCCGAUCCACGCCCGGAAGUCGAUCCAAAGUAUCUCGCCCAGCUCGGAUUCACGCAACCCCUGUACAAUGCAAGCAAUCGGGCCAACUUCACCAUCGUCACAUACGCCCUCCCGGGUGAUAUCGCAUCGGCACUGCUGUACGUGCAGAACGUUGCGAUGAAACUUCCCGCCCAGCCACUGCUGGUGUACGAUCUGGGACUUGCCGAGUCCGAUCUGCACAUCCUGCAGGGUUCGUGUAACAGUACCUCGACCACACACUGCACUGUGAUAACGUACGAUCUGAGCAAACUCCCAGCACAUGUUGCCGACCGGAGUAUGCACGCGUUUCGGCCGAUCAUCAUACACGAUGCGUUGGCCCGUUCGAAGCUGAUCCUUUUCACCGAGAACAGCGUACGGUUGAAGGGUAGCAAUACGGUGCGCGAGCUCGAGGAUGUACGGUUGCGUGCCGAAAACAGUACGUCCGGUGUGCUUGGAUGUGCCACGAAACAGCCCGUCACCAGCCGGACACAUCCGAAGAUGUUUGAGUACUUUGAGAUUGCGGUCGAUAACUUUUACUUUCUGCCGAUGACGUCACUCGAGUUUGUGUUCUUUCGCAACAGUGCGACCGUUAACGAUAAGGUCCUGCUGCCGUGGGUGCGCUGUGCGUUAACCUUGGAGUGUUUGCAUCCGAUCGGCGCACAAACUGGUGGCUGCAAGUACAACAAAAAACCACUGUACCGAUACUCCGGAUGUCACGAGUAUGAUACGUGUGCGUUCAACAUCAUACUCGGUAUGACGUUCGGGUACGAUGAAAGCAACUACUCCAACCAGGAGCUGGCCAACCUGUACUAUCUGGAAACGCUCGAGCAGUCGACCAAAAUAUUGGAAAAUCGUCGGAAAAACAUUAGCGACACGUCGGAACAUCCGUUCACCGAGGAUUAA
This is a messenger RNA of Anopheles maculipalpis, 1110 nucleotides long. RefSeq lists its product as uncharacterized. Lineage: Eukaryota; Metazoa; Arthropoda; Insecta; Diptera; Culicidae. Bases 25 to 1110 code for a protein of 361 amino acids. The transcript has 3 exons. The record is from RefSeq and is a predicted model, not a curated record.